AUGGGAAAGCUAAAAGAGGUAGACACAGAACUCGAGAAGUCAGAGUCUGUCAGUACUGUGUCAGGCAAACAGGAGUCUGAUCAGAAAUCUGGAGUUCAGGAGGUUAAAGUGUCUGAGUCUGAGUUGAAAAAUGUCGGUAAACAAGAUGUGACAAUUAUUUGGGAUGAACAGGGUGUAGAGAAAGUCGUUUCAAUCCCUGAAACACCAUGCCAACAGUGUUUACAACCGUGCAAAAAGGUUACCCCUAAAUCACAGGAGGGUGAGGGAUCUUCAUCACAGCCAAAGAAGAAACAAAAGAAAGCAGCGAAGACGUUAUUGAUUGAUGAGCCGGAGGUUGAAGAGCCAGUUGUUACUACGGAAGAAGAUCCGUAUGCUGAUAUUGAUCAAGUGAUGUUAAAUGUUGAUGAUUUAGUGUCUGAGCAAGCAGCUAAUGUGGAAGCUGAGAAAGAGAAGGUCAUUGAUGAUGUCGAAGGUGAUGAUGUUAAUAAAAGUACAACAAGUUCUUCGAGUUCUUCUGAUGAAGAUAUAGAUGAGACUGAACGUCUAAGAAGAAUUCAAGAAGCUACAGAGAAAGAGAAACAAUUAAAGAAGAGGAAGAGACAGGAGAAAGAUGCUGCUGCUUAUGUCCCAUCUCCUGAGCACGUUUCUGAAUCUCAAUCUCCUUUGAGUGGUAAAAAGAAAGCAGGAGCAAGAAAAAGAAUUGUAUCUCCAAAGAUAAAGAAAGUUACUACAAAGAUUACAAAGCCGAAGAUUGUUUUGAAGAAGAAAACGGCCAAAGAACCAAGUAAACCACCAACACCACCACCUGAACCUACACCACAUCAAUCAACAAUACAAUCACCACCACAUCAAUCACCUCCACGACAACCUUCACCACCAAAACAACCUAUACCACCGAGACAACCUUCACCAUUACAUCUUUCACCACUACAUCUCUAA
This is a messenger RNA of Helianthus annuus (common sunflower), 939 nucleotides long. Its product is annotated as serine/arginine repetitive matrix protein 1-like. The transcript is spliced from 2 exons. The coding region runs from base 1 to 939 and encodes 312 amino acids. NCBI's taxonomy places the organism in Eukaryota, Viridiplantae, Streptophyta, Magnoliopsida, Asterales, Asteraceae. The record is from RefSeq and is a predicted model, not a curated record.